This is a messenger RNA of Pelecanus crispus (Dalmatian pelican), 557 nucleotides long. The record is from RefSeq and is a predicted model, not a curated record. Lineage: Eukaryota; Metazoa; Chordata; Aves; Pelecaniformes; Pelecanidae.
GUUUGGAACUGGGUGGAAAUCCUGGAGAUGGAUCUCUUAGGAGACUGUCUUCCAAUUGGGUUAGAUGCACAGGAGCAAUGGAUCGCCCCAGCUACCUGGAAGAGGACUAUUCUAGCCUGGAUGGGCUGGACGAUGACGUGUUUCACUCUGAUGACUUUGGACUUGCAGGUCAGCCUGGUGAGAUGACUGCAACUGGCAUUUUCACACAGAACCAGUCCUACAGCUGCCUUCUGGGGAGGUUUCAACUAUUCCCCCUCACACACUGCUGUGGUCCCGGUAUCAGGCAUCCUGAGCAGCAGGACAAGGCAACUCAAACACUCAGCCCGUCCUCUUCCAGUCAGGAUGUUAUGUUGCCUUGUGGAGUCACUGAAGAGCCCCGGAGACUCUUCUAUGGGAAUGCUGGUUACCGUUUACAUGUCCCUCCAGUUGGCUUUGCAUUGGAUCCGCGCCUCGAAGAGGAGCCUCAGGAAGGUCAGCGGGAAGCGCGUGCUGAGGUGCAGAUUGCACGGAAGUUGCAGUGCAUUGCCGACCAGUUCCACCGGCUCCACAUACAGAGG